Aspergillus wentii DTO 134E9 is the source of this 1239-nucleotide messenger RNA. RefSeq lists its product as uncharacterized. The transcript has 2 exons. The coding region runs from base 1 to 1239 and encodes 412 amino acids. The record is from RefSeq and is a predicted model, not a curated record. Lineage: Eukaryota; Fungi; Ascomycota; Eurotiomycetes; Eurotiales; Aspergillaceae.
AUGGGAUCCUACAAAACGUCAUAUCAGGUCGCUUCUGGAACAGCAGGCAGUUCCAGCUCUACAAACAGCGACGCUUCGGACCGAUCGAAAAGCACGGUCCCUACGAUCUACAGUGACGGAUCCACAUCCAAGCGGAGAGAUACAACAGACCCCGACAGCAAGAACAAAAACCCCAAGAACUCGGGGUCAACGUACGCAUCGACUGUCCCAUCUGCCGAUGAGCUCCAAGAUGAACCGCGCUAUGAGGUGGUUGAGCGCACACCAGAGAUUUUCCCUUCAGACGCGAUUCCUUCCAAUCCAUCAACCUUUGGCGAAUUGUUCCCAUCGUCACGACGACUGCUUAUCCGACAUGACGAUGCAACCAUUGACGGUAACAUGAAUCUCCGUGUAGACACCGCGAUUCCACGGAGGGGUGGUUACCAACAAGACAUCAUCCUGUUUCACCUUCGCAUGUACGAUCUCUUUUCGAGAAAGUUUUCCUUCCGUCGCUAUUGUCGAGAGUCUGGUCGAGAAGUGUGUCAUUCCGAAAGAAGACCUCGAUCCUCAAGUCAUGAUAAACGUCCUGUUUUCCGAAGGUCGUGGAGUAGUGUGUUGGCAAGUUUGCGACCAGGGUCAAGUGGGAAUGGAGCGGCCCAAAACCAGGGCCAUAAACGACAUGAUUCGGGAUGCCAUCCAUGGAAGGACGACGAUCUGUGGGAUGAGGAGAGCCCAGACCUCAAAGAGAACUUGAAUCGACCCGUGGCAUUGGCAGAUACAAUGCUGCUAGAGUUUUCCAACUAUGCUCACGUUGAAGUCAAGAGACGAGGCGCCGGGAUAUCAAAACGAUAUGAGUAUGAAUACUGGUCCACCAAGUAUCAAUGGAGGCGAGAAUGCCGGAAGGAGGGUGACUUGCGCGAAGUGUCUUACCACUUGGUAAACUUGCAAGCGUCCAAGACCAUCGCCCAUAUCGUGCCGGCAAUCCUGACACCCUCGGAGGCUGUGGAGGAAGAGAGUAAGGGAGGGUGGAUUCCUCCCUCCUCGAUGUGGAUCAGUGACUCAUCUGUCUAUGAGACAAUGCCUGACAUUGCAGAUGCAAUUGUGGCCACGGGGCUGGUUGUCCUGGUAGAUGACUGUAUCCGCCGUCGUUGGCAUUCUAAGAGACAUGCCCAACUCACACGAUCUUCCUUCUCCAAAAGCAUAGAGAUGAUGGGACCUAAGCGCCUCAUCGAUGAGGUGUUCCAUCGACGAGGUUCAGCUUAA